AUGCUGUUUCUUGCCAGGAGCUUUAACAGAUCGGUCCAGCCGGUUUUCAGCAAACUAUGCAGAAAUCUGAGUUUGCAUCAUCAUACUCCUGUAAGUUCGUUCCCCAUGCUACUACAAACACAAGGUAAUUUAGGGUUACAGGUUAGUAAAGUGGAACAAAAAAGCACUAUAUUAGCUGCUAUUGCAGAACUAGAUAUUCAAAAAGAUGGUAUGAUGUUGGAUAGUGUGUUAAGGAAGCGUAGAACGAAGAUGAAGAAGCAUAAACUGAGAAAAAGGAGAAAGGAACAAAAGGCUGAAAGAAGAAAGCUAUCUCAAGGUAGGUGA
Messenger RNA from Eremothecium sinecaudum, 324 nucleotides. RefSeq names its product mitochondrial 37S ribosomal protein mS38 (gene QRI5). Lineage: Eukaryota; Fungi; Ascomycota; Saccharomycetes; Saccharomycetales; Saccharomycetaceae. The record is from RefSeq and is a predicted model, not a curated record. Gene Ontology annotation, biological process: mRNA processing. The transcript has a single exon. The coding region runs from base 1 to 324 and encodes 107 amino acids.